CUGUUUUAUUUUAUUAUACAAAUAAUUUUUUCUAAAUAUUUUAAGUUAAAUAGAGUUCAUUUUAUAGUAGUAUUUUAGCAUAAUAAUAGUAUCAUAUGUGGGUGAAUGGUUCGUGUGAAAAAUCGCUGGAUAGUAUUCAAAGUCGAGUUGAGUGAUCAGAGUAAAUCAAAUAGUCUAGAUCGAAUUUUAAGACCAUCAAUAAUUAAGCCUGAAAUUGACAAAAGCGCCGAAUUUUUAUUUGGAUUACUGCAGGGCAACUUAAUUUCAAAUAAUAUAACGGUUCCCUUCGCAAAUUCAGCUGAGAAUUUGGUACUUCUGCAGUGUAGAAAAGCGUUUUUGAAGGAAACACUGUUAAUCGUUAAAUUUAUUAAAAAGAUACAAAACAUUGAUAUCUCCUUUGCUCCGGUUCGCGUCUCAGGAACAUUACAUCAGGCACGAAAAUUUAUUUUAUCAAAAAUUUUAGAAUCCCUUGGUCAGAUUUCAAUUCUAGAACUCUCCGGCACCAAAGUGCCUGAAAAAUCUAGUUUACUAGUAGGAAUUAACAGAAUAAGUUUAGUAACAAAUUCAGCUCUGCCAUCAUGACGCUUUCAACUAGGUUCAUUGGUCUCAUUACAAGAUUUAACACCGUUGGUGUCUGUGAUUUAUUAAAUUUGGGUAGUUUACAACUACGUCGUUAUAGUCCUGAGGUAAAGGAUCAUUUUAAUAAUCCCAGAAAUGUUGGAAGUUUCGAUAAGGAUGACCCCUCAGUGGGCACCGCAAUAGUUGGCAAAGCGGCGUGCGGAGAUGUGAUUAAGCUCCAGGUAAAAAUUAAGGAUCAGGUGAUUGAGGAUGCCUGCUUCAAGACUUUUGGUUGUGGUUCAGCCAUCGCAAGCAGUUCAUACGUAACAGAAAUGGUUAAAGGCAAAACAUGUGAAGAAGCAUUAGCUAUCAAGAACACAGAUAUUUCAGAUAAGUUGAAUUUACCACCUGUUAAGAUACAUUGCAGUCUAUUGGCGGAAGAUGCCGUUAAGCACGCCAUCAACGAUUAUAUUAAUAAAAAUAAAAAAUAACUCAAAAUAAUUGUAACAUUAUUUU
This is a messenger RNA of Theileria parva strain Muguga, 1074 nucleotides long. Its product is annotated as Rpp14/Pop5 family protein. The record is from RefSeq and is a predicted model, not a curated record. The transcript is spliced from 2 exons. The coding region runs from base 106 to 582 and encodes 158 amino acids. Lineage: Eukaryota; Apicomplexa; Aconoidasida; Piroplasmida; Theileriidae. Gene Ontology annotation, cellular component: ribonuclease P complex. Gene Ontology annotation, biological process: tRNA 5'-leader removal.